Molecule: messenger RNA, 5639 nt
Organism: Heterocephalus glaber (naked mole-rat)
Lineage: Eukaryota; Metazoa; Chordata; Mammalia; Rodentia; Bathyergidae
Source: RefSeq, a predicted model, not a curated record
AAAAUCUACAUACAUCUUAUGUGCUUUUCAUUAUUGCAAAAGGAAAUCUUAAGCGGAUACUCAAUAAUGGACAAGGCCAUAUCUUAGCAUCAACCUUAGCUUAUGUGAAUUGACCUUAUCAGUUAAGAUCACCGCCUUUUCAUUAAAAUGGCCAAUGAAUAAUGUAUCAGAGCUUAGUUUAAAAGCUUCAGGUAUGUUUUCAGACAGAAAUAUUCCAAGAAUGCAAGUCAGGUAUAUUUCUCAGAUAAAUAACAGUGGGAGCUCUUCUACAGGGAAAUUCUCCGCUCUCAGGUUUCCCCGAGGUUGAGAUCCAGCGCGCAUCAUUAAUCAUUCAGUGGGGUCUGCCCUCAGUCAAUGGCAGCUCUGAGUAAGCUGAAGCGCCCGCUAGCUAAUCCUUCCUGCCCAGGGGAUCCUGGGGCGAGAGAGAACAACUGGGCAGUCAGUCACAUGUGCCAGUGCCCAGACCCAGUCCCUCUUGCCUGGGUCUGAGUGGGUGGGUGCCUGUGUGUAAGCGAGCGCCCGCGCGCGCGUUUACAAGCAGCAACACAAACCCAGAAGGAAAAACAAAUUAGCCCUAACGUUCAGCACAAUCCAAUUCAGAGUUUCUAACAGGAAGCAGCUCGAGUCGUGGCACAAUGAGGGAGUAGCUUCCUAAAGGCCAUAAAUCCAUCCCUAUCUCCUUAAUAAAUCAGUAACAACAAAUCAGCCUUCCCCGCAAACCGCGCCACACCAAACGCUUCCCAACUUGGGCCGUGCGUGUGGUUCCAGCCCGUGAAGCCGUCGAAAGGAUCCCCGGGAGAGGGACGAGCCGCUAGAACCUACGGGAACUAGAGAGGAACCUGGAAAUCGGGUCCUGGGUGGGCAGGACUUGCGUGGCCAGGACGCUGGUGCGCGGGAGAGGAGCGAGAGGACGUGAAGCCAUUGCCACGUUUCUAUCCCAUUUCUGUCAGGGUCCCCAGCGCGCGUGCUAAGCGCGUGGAGCUCAGUGACCCGCGGUGUGGUGCCCCGGGUGAGAGGAGCGCCGGGGUGCGCGGCCCUGGGGUAGGCGCGCCCGGCGUCUGGGGCGCUGCGUCUCCGGGCCCGGCCGGCGUCCCCUCCCACUCCCUCCGCGUCUCCUCCCUCCUCACACCCCCGCCCCCGGGACCGCGAGGCUCCCUCCCCGCACCGGCCAGGGAGUGCACAGAGCGGCGGGUGAGGGGAAGCUCCGCAGGCGUGCACGGAGCAGUGAGAUCACUGGCGUUAUAAAUAUCCCGGUGCCAGCGCCGAGAUCCGCUCCGGUGGCCUCUCUCUCCCCCUCUCCCUCUGCCUUCCCCGAGGCUAUGUCCACCCGGCGUGGCGAGGGGGACAGCGUCAGAGGCACGCAGCUGCGCGGGGGCUCCGGAGCCCAGAGCCAGCCCUGCAAGAUGCUUGUAGGACCCCCGCGGCUGGAAGAAUGAGCUUGUCCUUCUUCCUCCUCUUCCUCAGCCACCUGAUCCUCAGCGCUUGGGCUCACGGGGAGAAGCGUGUGGCUCCCAAAGGGCAACCUGGACCCGCGGCCGCGGCUCGGAACCCGGGAGACUCCAGCAGCAGCCGGAGCAGUAGCAGGGCGACGUCUUCCACGCAUUCCUCUGCGCCCUCUUCCCCGGCGGCUUCCCGGGGCAGCCAGGGCAGCGGCUCGGAGCAGGGCAGUUUCCAGUGGAGCCCCUCGGGGCGCCGGACCGGCAGCCUCUACUGCAGAGUGGGAAUCGGUUUCCAUCUGCAGAUCUACCCGGAUGGCAAAGUCAACGGCUCCCACGAAGCCAAUAUGUUGACCACAUAAAACCACAGUCGGGGCUUGGAGACCGCCAGGGAGAGCGGGAACGUGGCCAGGAGGUAGCGCUGCGAAGCCUCCCGGCCCAGGAGUCAGCCUGCUCACUCUCAGGUGGAGCGAACUUGCUCAGUCCCAGACCAAGACCCGAUGGGAGCGGCACGAAGGCUCCGGCUUACCCAGGCUCCCAGCAGCCCGGGGCUCGGCGUCUGACUGACAAUCUGCUAGGGGCCUGCCAGGCUGAUUGGAGUUGCAAACGUCGAGAAGGAGUAGCUGGCUGACCAGGCUUCCUCUGAUGGGUUAUGGGGGCUGUGUGUGGGGGACCUGGCAGUAUGCACCCGGAUAGUAGCAGUUCCACGCCGGCCCCCUGAGCUUGCUAGGUCUUUUGAGGUGCGCGGCUCAGCUAGCCACGCACGUGGCUAGGGGUCCUGGUGCGUCCCGCUGAGAGCUGGCCCUGUGCGCCCCAGUGAACCCCGAGGCCGGAACCCCUCUCUGAGAAAGCCUGUUUGCAAGUUUAUUUUAGUCUUAUAAGGGUAGCCUGGUUUGUUGGUGCGAAGACGAAUUCUCUGAGAUGUCAGCAGCUGCUAGAGUUAAGUCUAUUUCAGCAUUUCUAUUUCACCUUCUAUUUUGUCCCAUUCAACUCCUUUCUAUUAGGCAUCAGAGCUUAUUCUCCACUCAUGGCAGUCUUUAAUUUUUUGUUCCUCCAGAAAUGCUUUGUCUUUUCCCUUCUUUUUGUAGUUUAUCUAGGAAAUCAGCACCAACUGAGGAUAACCUUUGUGUGCCCAAGGUAAGAUCCAAAAAUAGCAGACAGUAAGCAGCAGUUUGGAGCCCAGGCAGCCGACCCGAUGUGUCUAGAGUAGAUUUCAGUGUGCUAGGUCAUCUCUGAAAGCCAGGCUCAUCUCCAAGAAUUUACCCUUUCUCUACAAAGACACCAUAGGUGUCAAAAAUUCUUGCAAUUUAGGCCUUAUUGGUGAGGGAAGUCAUAGAAAAGCAAACAAGGAAAGCACAGGUCAACAGAGAAUGAAUUCCACUAAAGAACUGAUCACUAUCUUUUGUUUUCAAGGUACAAUUAUUUUUUUAAAAUCCACGUUGAACAAAAAGUAUAAAAGAACAGAGAUGUUUUCUAAACAUUUCCUCAAUAAAACUUAAUGUAACCAGCCAUUUCUCAUUUUUUCCAUUUAAAACAUCUCUUCAGAGUGUGUGUCUUUCACAUAACUUGCUUUUAUUCAUUCAUUCAUUCUUGUACCCAAUAUAGGACACCUCCCUCACUAAGCACGCUAUUUUGCUUACUUUAGUGCUAGCUUUUGUUCUUGUUUUGUUUUAUUUUGUCUUCCAUAAAUUUUUCUCAUGGAAAACAUAACUUAAAUAUUUAUAUCAGAAUAAUUGUUUUGCUAUCAUUGUUCAAUUAAGAAUUUAUAGAUUGUCUCAUAUUUAGUAGGAUGGCAUGUAUUUUGAAGUUUGAAAUGAGUCUCUACUUUUAUAUAGCUAUGAAAGAAAAGUAGCAGCUUGCUUAUUGCAGUUGGUCAUUUACCUGUUUGAUGGUAGCACUUGAUGGUUUCCUGAGAUUUUGUAAAAUAAGGUGUUGGUCAUGGACUGUUGUGUAAAGUAUACCAGGAAACAUUUGUCAAAGUCUCACAAGAGCUAGGUCAGGACCAUAGAGGAUGUGUUACUUUCUACCACAUCAUCUAAUUCUGUUGUCUGUGAGUUAUUGGUGAUAGAAAAUUUAAGUUCUUUUUGCUAUAAGCCAGCUACUUCAGAAAAAAGGCUAAACUUUGCCAUGAAACUGCAUUCUAACAAGAUAAUCUAAUAAGAUUUUUUCAUAUAGAACAGAUAAAUACAUAUGUGUUUCCCAAUUCUCACUUGAUGAUAAAUAUUUUUGCAAAUUGUGAAUAUUUUCUAGUUUCAGCAUGAAAUGCACACUCUGGCCAGAGACUUCAAACAUAAUUAGUAGUUUAGGUAUAUUGAUUAACAUAGUCUUAGCUUCUUUUACACAAUAGUAACUCAGUUUUGAAGAUGGAAAAUGGAAUCAAGCUCAUUGCAUAUAAACCCUUAGUACAAGGAAAUACUGGGAAAGAUAAAGAAAGAUGGACAAGACAGAUGAUAUGAUUCAAUCAUUGCCUUAAUUUAUUUCAAGUUUAGUUUCAGUAGACUGUUACGUUGACUUGUCUUGGGCCGUUGAAGAAUACGAAAUCAGGUACCAAGAUAUAUCAUGUAAAGGUACAAGAUCCAAUGAUGAAUGUAACUGUAUUGUAUACCUAAAAUGUACCAAUGAACUAAAUGGAAAAAAAAAUAAGAAAUCAGGUAAUGGUUAAUUCAGGGAGGAAAAAUUUAAGGCUAUGACUGCACAAAACAUUCAUAUAAAAUAUAAAAGUUCCAGUAACAUAUUUUCCUAAGAAACUAAUAAUCAUAUAUUUUGACUAAUCAUUUGUACUGAUUUGUUAAAAAUCUGAAUUCAUCACCUUAGGUGUCAUAGAGUGACCUUAGAUAGACUCCCAAGCUUAGAUAAACCAGAAUAUGUAUGCACUAUGUGGAAAAACUCAAGUGGAAAUUUUCUGUUUCUAAUUUAAUCAGUAAAGGCUGCUACACACAGUGAAUAUUUCAGAAUUCAGAUUUGAAAACUUGGCACAACAUAUCUGUUACUGUUUGGAUGCGAAUAGAGAAAGUUCAAUUUUAAAAUACGUUUUCUUUGGAAAUUUUCAGAUGGGUUGUUGAAAGCUUCUGAAUACAUAGAAUUCUGCAUUUUUCUGGAUUUUAUUCACCAAGUCUAUAAUAAUAUAGCCUUAUUAUAUUAAAAUAUGGAGAGGAUUAAGUAAAAGAUACAGAUAGGUGUUUAUUGAAAUAAACUUACUUCAUAAGUUAUGGCUAUCCCUAUAAAUAAGUGAAUUGAAUAGUGUAUAUAAUCUGACCAACACAAGAAAUCAUUGCUUCCUUCAACCUAGAUGUCAACCCUGAAAGUCUACCAAGAGAGGCUACUUUCUUAUGUUAAGCAUUGCCUCCUUCCAAUGUCUUAAACACCAACACCUUAGGAAAGAUAAACACAUGGUCACCGGUGAUUUGAUGUGGAUUAAUUUACACUGAGUCCUCAUCCCACCCAGCAGGAGAGAGUGGCAAUAGCAGGAAAGUACUGCCUAAGAACACAUGGUGUGUCCUGACCUGGAGAAAGAAGAGAGGUGAUGGGGAGGGUCAAAGAAGACAGUUCAAGGUAGCAUGCAGUCAUUGACUACCUGUGAUCCAUGAGGCAAACUUUGUCUUCCACAUGUUGCUCUUGGCACCCAUGAGAUGAACUGUAAAUUUCUAUCAAAUUUAUUAUGACUGACUCCUAAUGAUAACAGUGCAGGAAUUACAUUUAAAAAGCUAUUCUUAGGGAAAUGUUCCCUCAGAUUUAUAUAUGUUUGCUUAAUGCACAUGGGUUAAAGUCUUAUGUAGAAUUCUUUAAUGAGUUAUUAGAUUUUGGCACUGUGAAACAGACAAAAUAGAUAAACUUGUGCUCUCUUAUGGAGGGGAAGCAGGAAGUUGAAUUGUGAGAAUCUUGUAGAAUCUGCUCCAGUAUUCUAGAAAACAAGAUGUUAUGAUCUUAAUGGUGUUCCCAAGAUCAGGCCAUAAUUACUUUACAAUUUCAAAGAUCAAUAUGAAAGUUACCAGUGUGAAAAAGAAUUCUUUCAUCUAAUCUCAUCUUUUCUUUUUCUUCCAUUCUUUAUUAAAUUAGAUAGAAUGAUAUACAUAUAUAACAGUGUAUUUUUAAGCUUUCAGCUAAAUACAGUACAAUCUUCCCAUUCUGAGGAAGUAUAACAAAUUUUUAUUCUGAAAUUCAUAACAAAAGAAAUCAUUUGGGCUGGGGAUUUAGCUCGGUGGU